Molecule: messenger RNA, 888 nt
Organism: Lizanozyma spartinae
Lineage: Eukaryota; Fungi; Ascomycota; Pichiomycetes; Serinales; Debaryomycetaceae
Product: aminodeoxychorismate lyase
Exons: 1
Coding region: 1-888 (295 amino acids)
Biological process (GO): carboxylic acid metabolic process
Molecular function (GO): catalytic activity
Source: RefSeq, a predicted model, not a curated record
AUGUCAGGCAAAACAGUCGAUACGACUGACCAAGAUAAAGAGCAGUAUUAUAAGGAGUUAAUAGAAACAGUUAGGAAGGAAAAACUAUCAGACAUUUACGAAGUUGGGCCCAAUGAUUUUCAACUCUUAAGUACAAUCAGAUACGACCCUGGACUCAGUAGUAAACCUCCGUUAACAGUUGAGGAUAUUACCAAGAAGAACUUCUUCUUGUUCAAAGAACAUGUGGAGAGACUUAUUUAUAGUCUAGGGAUGAUGAGAUCGCUUUAUAAGGAUACCCAUCCACUUCCAAAGAUUGAUAUUUCAGAAGCCUUUAUAUAUGAAAGGUUGAUAGAAGGUAUGACUUUGGGUCAGGUGCCUGUUGGUGAAAGUUUGAAGAUAAGAUUCCUAUUAGGGUUAGAUGGUAAUGCUAAGAUAGAGUUUUAUCCUACACCAUCUAGACUUGAUUUGUAUGAUGGGUAUUACCAAGAUGUAACCUCAGCAACUGCUAUUGAUGAGUCUGAGAUUUGGGAUGUUUAUAUCGAUACACAAGAGACAGCAAUAUCACCAUUUACUUCCUUCAAAACUACCCAUAGAAAUGUCUAUAACAGUGCAAGAACCAGAAUGCUUCCAGGGAGAAGACCAGGGAAGGAAGAAGUGAUUUUGAAGAAUACGUUUAAAAUGGCAUUGGAAGGUUCAAUAUCUAACUUUGCCAUUAAAAGAGAAUCCGAUGGUAAAUGGAUAACCCCCAGACUUAAGAGUGGAUGUCUAUGCGGAGUUAUGCGCAACAAGCUACUUAGUAAACGAUACAUUUAUGCAGAUAAUAUUUACUGGAAAGAGUUAAAGAUUGGACAAGAGGUUCUUUUGUUCAAUGGUAUCAUGGGAGUUGUACGGGGUCGUAUAGUUGGAUAA